Molecule: messenger RNA, 2757 nt
Organism: Rasamsonia emersonii CBS 393.64
Lineage: Eukaryota; Fungi; Ascomycota; Eurotiomycetes; Eurotiales; Trichocomaceae
Product: RSC complex subunit (RSC1)
Exons: 5
Coding region: 1-2757 (918 amino acids)
Biological process (GO): chromatin remodeling
Cellular component (GO): RSC-type complex
Molecular function (GO): chromatin binding; protein binding
Source: RefSeq, a predicted model, not a curated record
AUGGCGAAGCAACCAGUCGAGCCAGAGGCUGCAGAAGCCCAAUCCCAGCAGCCCGAAGCAGAAGAACCUGUUCAAUCUAUUGAGGAUGACGGCAAUGCGGACCAGAAAGACGACGCGCCAAGCGCCGGCGAGCCAUCCCAGCCUCAGGAUGCGACCAGCGAGGUUACUGAAGACCAAUGGAGGGCGAUGAUGGAUGUGGUUAUGGCAAUCUACGAGUACCGCGAAGAAGAUGGCCAUGACCCUUCGAGACUUUUCCAACGCAGUGUCAACAAGCGUAAUGUUCCCGACUACUACGAGAUAAUCAAAGAGCCCAUGGCUCUCAGCAUCUUGAAGCAGAAAAUCAAUAAGCGCGAGUAUAAGAACUUCGCGGAAUUUGUACGAGAUUGUGCACUGAUUCCGCAUAAUGCGCAGACGUACAAUCGCCCUGAAUCCCAGGCGUACAGAGAUGCGCUCGUCAUCAAGUCAUCGCUUCCGCAGGAUGUGUUCAUCUCUGAGUUUAAGAAACUCGUCGACGAAGGUAUCAUCACACCGGAGGUUGCAGAGUUGCCAGACCUAGGUGAAAUUCCGGAAGCGGAUCCGCUCCCUCUCGAGGACGAGGAAGAAGAGGACGACGAGGAGGAUGAAGAUGACGAAGAUGCCGACGACUCCGACGAUGGUGGCCGUCGCAGGCGAAGGCGCGGUGCUCGAUCGUCCGCGGCCAAGAAAGAUGAAUCUCAGAAUGAUCCAGAGCUUCGGAAAAAGAGAGGGAGGCCGCCGCGAGUCGACACGCCAAUGGAAGCGAGAAUCAAAGCUAUUCUGAAGGGGAUUCGUAAACCAAAGGACCCCAGCGGUCAACUCAAGAUUCGCCAUUUCGAGAGAUUGCCUGAUAAGGCUAUCUAUCCGGACUACUACAUGGAGAUCAAAGAGCCGAUGGCGAUCGACCUUAUCAAGAGGAAAUCAAAGCGAAAGAAGUAUAAUUCGGUGGAUCACUUCAUGCGGGAUCUGGAUCUGAUGUUCAAUAAUGCGAAAGCAUACAACAAGCCUGACAGUCAACUGUACAAGGAUGCCGUGGACCUGCAAGCAGAGGCACACAGGUUAGCGGAACAGGAAAAGAAGAAACCGGACAGCGAAUAUCUGAUGGAAGAUGGACGCGUGCCUCUGCCAGAAGGCAUCUUAUACAAGGGUGAGAUCUGGAAGGUGGGUGACUGGGUUCAUAUCCAGAAUCCCAACGAUGUGACCAAGCCAAUUGUGGCACAAAUCUACCGCACAUGGCAAGAUUCCGAAGGCGACAAGUGGGUAAAUGCCUGUUGGUAUUAUCGUCCUGAACAGACAGUGCAUCAUUUUGAGAAGCGCUUCUAUCCCAACGAGGUGGUCAAGACAGGCCAGUAUCGCGAUCACCGGAUUGAGGAGGUGGUUGACCGUUGCUUUGUCAUGUUCUUCACGCGCUACAGCCGUGGGCGGCCAAAAGGGUUCCCUCCAGACAAAGAAGUGUAUGUUUGCGAAGCUCGGUACAACGAAGAAAAGCACAAAUUGAACAAGAUCAAGACCUGGGCAAGCUGUCUCCCAGAUGAAGUCCGUGAAAAGGACUACGAAAUGGAUCUGUUCGAUGUACCCCGGAAGAUCAAGAAGGUGCCUAGUCCUAUCAAGCACCUACUCAAAGAAGAUGCAAAGGAAACGGAUGAGUUGCCCAAGCCCACGUGGGGAGCGGAAAAAGCACCUCCCCUUGUGGGAGCCGUGCAUUGUCGCCCUCGAGAUGAAAAUGAAUCACCCCCGCCAUCGCCAACUCCAUCACCUCCUCCCCAGCCGUUGCCUCAGCCUACGGCCUCGUCAUCAACUCCUCAGCAGCCUUCAAUGACUCGACCGCCAACGCGUCAGAGUGGAGAUGGCGACCCAGCCUUGGGAACUACUGGGGCUGCACCACCAGCAUCCUCGCCAGCAGCGGCAGCAACAUCGGUUCCUCCAGUGCCUAAUGCGCCGGCUUCUGUGCCCCCUCAGCCAUAUCAACCUCAAGCCACGCCUACACCUCCUGUCUAUCAACCUCCGUUGCAAGCCCGCGCUGGCAACUAUGCACCACAGGCAGCCCACCCAGGGGCCUAUCAAGCUGCGCCUCUCCCUCCGCACCAAUAUGCUACACCCCAGCAUCCCUCUUAUCCAUCAUACGCAGCCAAUCGUCUUCAUGCUCCCCCGCCACCCGUUUACAAUCCUAAUGCACCAAGGCCCAUCGAAGUGUUCCACCUGAGUGAUACUGCCAACGCAGCAAUUCCAGAAAAUAUCCGUGAACAGUUUCACUGCGACGAGCAAGGCCGUGUUCUCUUCUUCUCUACUCCACCACUGGACCUUGUUCCACCUGGCGAAAAGCGACUCGGUCACUCCCUGAAAUAUCUCGCGGCGAAGGCGGCGAAAGAAGAGCGACGAAGGGCCAUUGAGCAGGAGAAGCGAAAGGCUGCCGAAGAUGAGGCGGAUGUUGAGCCACCGUCGAAACGUCAGCGGGCAGAUGAGCAGAGCGCUCUGGCUGCCAAAGUCGAAAACUUAACGGAGAAGGCGCUCAAUCUUCUCGUCGAUCAGAUGGCGACUGGUACGGACGAGUUUUAUAAAGCAGUCUAUGGGGACAGGGCGGAGGAGGCCAAGAUGGCUGAUCGAAAGGAGCGUGAACGGAGAGUGUUAGCCGACAAGCUCUCUGAAAAGGUGACAGCUCAAAUCACGGGGUUGUCAAAGAAGGUAUCGUCGAACAGUCUCGAUCUGAAACGCAGCGGUGUGUACCUGGAGGAUUUGAACUGA